GAACCGGGGAGGGGGGGCGGGGGAGCGAUGGUCGCAAGAUGGCGGCGCUAAAGGAGGCUCGGAGCUACGGGCUGUCGUGCGGGCGGGUCAGCGACGGCAGCAAGGUGUCCGUGUUCCACGUGAAGCUCACCGACAGUGCCCUGAGGGCCUUCGAGAGCUACCGCGCCAGCCAGGAGUCUGUUUCACUGAGACCAUCAAUCCGAUUUCAAGGAAGUCAAGGGCACAUCUCCAUCCCCCAGCCUGACUGCCCCACAGAGGCACGGACGUUCUCCUUCUACCUCUCCAACAUUGGCCGUGACAGCCCCCAGGGCAGCUUCGACUGCAUCCAGCAAUAUGUCUCCAGCCACGGGGAUGUUCACCUGGACUGCCUGGGCAGCAUCCAGGACAAAAUCACAGUGUGUGCCACCGACGACUCCUACCAGAAAGCACGGCAGAGCAUGGCACAGGCCGAAGAGGAGACACGGAGCCGUGGGGCCAUUGUCAUCAAGGCUGGAGGCCGCUACCUGGGCAAGAAGGUUCAGUUUCGGAAACCAGCCCCGGGGGCCACGGACGCUGUCCCUUCCCGGAAGCGGGCGACCCCCAUCAACCUGGCCAGUGCCAUCAAGAAGAGCAAUGUUGGUGGCAUUAGCGGGGGCAGUGGGGUGUCUCAGAGGCCUUUCCGCGACCGGGUGCUGCACCUCCUGGCGCUGAGGCCCUACCGGAAGGCCGAGCUGUUGCUGCGGCUGCAGAAGGACGGCCUGGCCCAGGCGGACAAGGAUGCGCUGGAUGGCCUCCUCCAGCAGGUGGCCAACGUGAAUGCCAAGGAUGGUACGUGCACGUUGAAGGACUGUGUAUAUAAGGACGUGCAGAAGGACUGGCCUGGCUACUCGGAAGGGGACCAGCAGCUGUUGAAGCGGCUGCUUGUCCGGAAGCUGUGUCAGCCGCAGAGUGCCGUUGUCCUGCCCGGAGACCCCGCUGCCGCCAGUCCUCCCAGGGAACAUGGAAACUCAGCCUCACCCCCUCAGAAACGAUCACAGCCUCCUGAUUUCACCGACUCCCUGGUCAGCAAGAAAACCAGGAUAUCACAUUUUACCCAGAGAGCUCAGCCUGCCAUCAAUGGGAAGCUGAGUGCACCCCACGGCCGUGAGGCCCUGCUGCCCACUCCAGGCCCACUAGCUGGCUCAGACGCCCACCUGCCCCCACGGUUGGAGCCCCCGAGGGCCCAUGACCCUCUAGCUGACGUCAGCAAUGACCUGGGUCACAGUGGCCGGGACUGUGAGCACGGGGAAGUGGCCGCGCCGGCCCCGACUACGUGCCUCAGCUUGCCCCUGCUGACGGACUGUGCCCAGCCCAGCAGGCCCCAUGGUGGCUCAUCACGCAGCAAAUCCAAGAAGAAGUCCAAGAAGCACAAAGACAAGGAGAGAGCAGCUGAGGAUAGACACCGGGCCCGGUUGCCAGACCACAUGUCCAGCCCCCUAGGAGCCCCACCAGAUGCCCCGGGUUUGAACGGGACCUGCAGCAGCUCAAGUGUCCCCACAUCGACCUCAGAGACGCCCGACUACUUGCUAAAAUACGCUACCAUUUCCUCCUCGGAGCAGCGCCAGAGCUACAAGAACGACUUCAACGCGGAAUACAGCGAGUACCGCGACCUGCACGCACGCAUCGAGCAGAUCACGCGGCGCUUCACGCAGCUGGACGCCCAGCUCCGGCAGCUGUCCCAGGGCUCCGAGGAGUAUGAGACUACUCGGGGCCAGAUUUUGCAGGAAUAUCGAAAAAUCAAAAAGACCAACACCAACUACAGCCAGGAAAAGCACCGCUGCGAGUACCUGCACAGCAAGCUGGCCCACAUCAAGAGGCUCAUUGCGGAGUACGACCAGCGGCAGCUGCAGGCCUGGCCCUAACCUGACGCCAGGGCGCCGGAGGUUCUGCGAGGCCUGCUGGGCCAGCUCCCCUCGCUGGGCUGACCCUUCUGGAGUGCAGGGGAAUGGGGGGGCUGGGCGGGGGUGGGGGAAGCUACAGAGCGGAAAAAGAGAUUUAUUUAAAAAAAUAAACACAAGGAAGACAUGUUCAUCUGAGCCAGCAACGCCGGCUUUCAGGGGAGCCCCCGCAGACUGCUGCCCUCAGCUCCCCGAGGAAGGUGUGGUGGCCAGUGUCUCAUCCCAUGCCCCCAGCCCCCCACAUCUACUGGGGAGCCCCCACCCGGGAUGGGCUCUUCAGGAGGCCCACCUCCUCUCCAGCCUGCAGCCCAAGGGGCUUCAGUGUCCCCUCCUGGAAAGACUCCAAGGCCACCCUGUCUGCCUUUUCUAGUUUUAUACAAAGACAGCCACUUUUAGCUACUACUUAGGAGACUCCUGUCUAUUUUUGUAUGAGAGAGAAAGCAUCUUUUCUAAACCUGUGCCUCCCCUCCUUGGAUACCAGGGUCCAGAUGCCGCCCUGUGUCCUGCCUGCAGUAUUACAGAUGACAUCGGAAAGUUCAGAGCUGUUCCUGAGGGCUGGGGGCCGGGGAGGGUGGGGCGCAGGGGUUGCUGCCAGCUGGGCUGGCCUCCUGGGCUGUCCUACUGGGCUGGUGUCUGGCUGUGCUCCUGCUCUGGGCCCUCCUUCCUGCCCUGGCCUCCCCAGCCCUCACGGCACCCCCAGGCGAGGACAGGGUCUCUGCUGUACCGGGGUGGAGGCCCGCCCAGGGCUAUUUCGAGAACUCCAGCUGGCCCGGAGCAGCUGCGGGAGCUGCGGGAGCAGAGCCGCUCUUGGCCCACCGGGCCUGCCCUGCUAUUUCAGGCUCUCAGCUGUAGGGGGUCACUGGGGCUUUUCUGGGCUACGAGCUCACACUGCAAGAGCGGUGUCAGAUUUUAUUAUGUUCUCAAUUUCCCCCUUUGCUGCUGCUUUUCUUUUCGCGCUGAGACUGUGUGGUCUCCAUGCUGUUGACCUCGCUCUGUCCCUCAGUCCGCUUGUGGGUCUUGGGGUCAUCUUAGCAGAGCCACCGCAGGCUUUGCACUCAGGGAGGAGCUGGGGGUCAGGGGGGUCGGGGGACCCCCCCCGCCCGAGAGCGAGCUCAGAAAAUGUGCCCUGUCCACCCACUCUGGGGGCAUGGGCUCCAUGGACACCAUAAUUGCUGCUUAGUAGCUGUGCCUAGUCCAGUGUCCCCCAGAGUGUCGGGGGACCAGGCGCACGCAUGCACCUAUGUGUGCGCGCGUGUGCACGUGUGUGUGUGUGUGUGUUGGGGGGGGACCCUGCCGGGUUGCAGUGGGGCCUAAGGCAUGUGUUCACAUUCAGGGCCACAGUCCACGGAGCCACCAGGACUGGGGAAGGCAGAGGCAGUGGCUGCAACCUGGAGCCUGGGGCUGGCAAGCUGGGUGGGGGGGGCUGGGGAUGCUG
Molecule: messenger RNA, 3351 nt
Organism: Lontra canadensis (Northern American river otter)
Lineage: Eukaryota; Metazoa; Chordata; Mammalia; Carnivora; Mustelidae
Gene: ELL
Product: elongation factor for RNA polymerase II
Exons: 12
Coding region: 39-1880 (613 amino acids)
Biological process (GO): transcription elongation by RNA polymerase II; snRNA transcription by RNA polymerase II; positive regulation of transcription elongation by RNA polymerase II
Cellular component (GO): transcription elongation factor complex
Molecular function (GO): cis-regulatory region sequence-specific DNA binding
Source: RefSeq, a predicted model, not a curated record